Messenger RNA from Microtus oregoni (creeping vole), 1122 nucleotides. RefSeq names its product L-threonine 3-dehydrogenase, mitochondrial. The record is from RefSeq and is a predicted model, not a curated record. Gene Ontology annotation, molecular function: L-threonine 3-dehydrogenase activity. The transcript has 8 exons. Gene Ontology annotation, biological process: L-threonine catabolic process. The coding region runs from base 1 to 1122 and encodes 373 amino acids. NCBI's taxonomy places the organism in Eukaryota, Metazoa, Chordata, Mammalia, Rodentia, Cricetidae.
AUGCUGGUCCUCGGGAUGCUGAAACGGGUGGUCAGUGGGACAGCACAGAGCAAAGCCUCUGGCCGCUGGAAGCUUGUGUUGCCUUUGCGGUUUCUAGGCAGCUCCCCUUGUCGAAUCCCAGCAGAUGACAGCUUCCACUCCGCCUCGCUCUCCGAAACAGAGCCUCCGCGGGUCUUCAUCACAGGGGGUCUUGGCCAGCUGGGAAUAGGACUUGCUGGCCUUUUGAGGAGACGAUUUGGGAAGGACAACGUGAUCUUAUCAGACAUAAAGAAGCCCCCUGCUCACGUCUUCCACAGUGGCCCUUUCAUUUAUGCCGAUAUCCUGGAUUACAAGAAACUCCGUGAGAUCGUGGUGAACCACCGGAUUAGCUGGAUCUUUCACUACAGUGCGCUGCUCAGCGCUGUCGGAGAAGCAAACGUGGCCUUGGCCAGAGAUGUGAAUAUAACUGGACUGCAUAACAUUCUAGAUGUUGCAGCUGAAUUCAAUAUGAGAUUGUUUGUGCCCAGCACGAUUGGAGCUUUUGGAGCUACCUCUCCUAGGAACCCUGCACCUGAUCUCUGCAUUCAAAGGCCCAGGACCAUCUAUGGGGUAUCCAAGGUCCACGCGGAGCUCAUGGGAGAAUACUAUUAUUACCGGUAUGGGUUAGAUUUCCGGUGCCUAAGAUAUCCUGGAAUCAUUUCUGCAGAAUCCCAGCCUGGAGGAGGAACAACUGACUACGCAGUCCAGAUUUUCCAUGAUGCAGCAAAGAAAGGCACAUUUGAGUGCAACCUCAAGGCCAGCACCAGGCUCCCCAUGAUGUACAUCAGCGACUGCCUCAGGGCCACCCUGGAAGUCAUGGAGGCCCCUGCUGAGCGCCUCUCCAUGAGGACCUACAACAUCAGCGCCAUGAGCUUCACCCCCGAGGAGCUGGCACGGGCCAUCGUUAAGCACAUACCCGACUUCCAGAUCACCUACUGUGUGGAUCCCCUCCGGCAGGCCAUUGCUGAGAGCUGGCCCAUGAAACUAGAUGACAGCAAUGCCCGAAUGGAUUGGGGCUGGAAGCACGACUUUGAUCUUCCGCAGCUGGUGGCUACAAUGCUCACCUUCUAUGGAGCCAGCACCAGAUGCGCCCAAGCAAACUGA